Arabis nemorensis is the source of this 891-nucleotide messenger RNA. The record is from the annotation of a GenBank genome assembly. NCBI's taxonomy places the organism in Eukaryota, Viridiplantae, Streptophyta, Magnoliopsida, Brassicales, Brassicaceae.
AUGGAAGGAACAAUCCGAUGCUCGGCGAAUUACGUCCCGCUUUCUCCGAUCAGCUUCCUCGAUAGAGCCGCCGUAGUCUUCGGUGGCAGAACCUCCGUCGUGUACGGUGAUAUUCAGUACACGUGGCACCAGACACGUGACCGUUGUGUCCGCCUCGCCACUGCUCUCUCCGACCUCGGUCUCUGUCGCCACGACGUGGUUGUUGCUUUGGCGCCAAAUGUUCCUGCGUUAUGUGAGCUGCAUUUUGGAGCUCCAAUGGCUGGAACCGUACUUUGCGUAUUGAACACGCAUUACGAUUCUCAAAUGCUUGCGAUGGCAAUCGAGAAAACAAAGCCAAAAGUCUUCUUCGUUGACUCCGAAUUCCUCUCUAUCGCUGAAGAAUCUCUCAAUCUUCUCUCAAACAUUACCACCGAGGAACAACCUCUCAUCAUCACAAUCACAGAAAGUCCAACAGAGAAAUCAAAACACUUACAGUACGAGGAAUUUCUCACUUCCGGAAACCCUAACUUCGAAGUUGUGCGACCCGUUGAUGAAUGCGAUCCAAUCGCGCUUAAUUUUACAUCUGGAAUUACCUCGACCCCCAAAUGCGUUGUAUACAGCCACCGCGGUACGUAUCUGAACGCAACCGCGGUUGGUGUUAUCAGUGAGAUGAAACCAAUGCCGGUUUAUCUGUGGACCGUUCCGAUGUACCAUUGUAGCGGUUGGUGCUCUGUUUGGACAGUUGCGGCUUUUGGAGGAGUUAAUGUAUGUCUCAGGGAAGUUAACGAUGAAGUUAUAUUCGAUAAUGUCGUGAAACGCAAGGUAACUCACUUUGGUGGCUCGCCUGCUCUUCUCAACAUGAUCGCCAAUGCGCGAGACUUGGUCAAGAAGUCAUUCCUCACCGCCUCCUGA